AUUAUUUCGUAGUUGAUACUUCGUUUUUGGAUGUGCAACUACUACAUUCGCCACCUUGCAUUUGAACGUCUUAAAACCAUUCUACUUAGUCAUCAAAUUCACGACAUUGCAACUAAAACAUGAAUCGCGCACGAUCAAUCGCAAUCAACUUCCUUGGCGUUGCUCACCAUGGCUCUUCAUUUAAAUCGCUAAGACCAUACCCUGUUUUUUCUCUUUCCAAAUUUUAUAGCAGAAAGACCCAAAAAAAAGAAUCAGAAAUGGAUGGCAAUACAAUACUGGCAAAAGCUUUAAAGCGACAGGGUGUCGAAUACAUGUUUGGUAUUGUUGGUAUCCCGGUAAUUGAUGUUGCCAUCGCUGCCCAAAGGGAGGGAAUCAAAUAUAUUGGAAUGAGAAAUGAGCAAUCAGCAUGCUAUGCUGCACAAGCUAUUGGAUACCUGACAAAAAAACCUGGAGCUUGCCUGGCUGUUUCUGGACCAGGAUUGCUGCAUACCAUUGGUGGAAUGGCAAAUGCACAAUCAAAUGGAUGGCCAGUAGUUGUGAUUGGUGGUUCCAGUGAUUCAUCCCAAGAAGGUUUAGGUGCCUUUCAAGAGUGCCCCCAGGUUGAAGCCUCACGCUUGUUUUGUAAAUACUCUGCCAGGCCAGCAAGCCUAAGUGUGAUUCCCCUUCACGUAGAAAAAGCAGUUCGCUUCGCUACGUAUGGAAGACCAGGAGCUGUUUACCUGGAUUUUCCCGGUGAUUUGCUAGGUCGUACUGAAUCAGGCGGAGACAUCGAAAACCCUUUGCCAUUGCCCGAACCUCCCAAAAGUUGUGCAGAGCUUAGCGACAUAAUGCGAGCAGUUGAUCUUCUGAAAUCUGCUAAACGCCCUUUACUAGUAGUGGGGAAAGGUGCAGCUUACUCCCGUGCGGAAAAAAUUAUCAACCAGUUUGUGAGAAUGACCAAUAUUCCGGUUUUGGCAACUCCUAUGGGUAAAGGCGUAGUUGAUGAUGGUGACAUACACAGCGUUGCUCCUGCUCGUUCGCUUGCCUUGCAAAAAGCAGAUGUCAUUUUAGUACUCGGAGCCCGCCUUAAUUGGAUUUUGCAUUUUGGAAGACCUCCUCGAUUUGAUUCAAAAGUGAAAAUCAUCCAAGUUGACAUUCAACCUGAGGAAGUCCAUAACAGCGUCCAAUCAUCAGUUGCUCUUGUAGGCGACGUUGGUGCCAUAAUGAAUCAGUUGACUGCACAAUGCCAAUCUGCCAACCUUAAGUAUGACGGUAAUUCAGAGUGGUGGGUUUCGCUGCAAGCAAAGUGUGAAACAAAUAAAGUUUUUAUUACAGGUAUGACGAAAGACGUAAGUGUCCCAUUGAAUUACUUUGCUGUUCUAAGCACAGUUCAAAAGUUGAUUCCAAAAGAUAGUAUUAUCGUCAGUGAAGGCGCGAAUACUAUGGACAUCGGACGUUCAAUUCUUUCCAAUAGGUUACCUCGUCACCGUCUUGAUGCUGGAUCGUUUGGAACCAUGGGAGUUGGGCCUGCCUUUGCUAUAGCUUCUGCUAUAUAUUGUCGUGAUAGAGAGCCAACAAAGCGAGUUAUUUGUGUUGAAGGAGAUUCGGCUAUCGGUUUCAGCGGCAUGGAAAUUGAGACUAUGCUGAGAUACAACCUACCUGUCAUCAUAGUUGUUGUUAACAACAAUGGGAUUUAUAAUGGACUUGAUCCGGAAACGUGGGCCAUUGUUCGCGAGGGGCAGGAUCCUACUAUCGCAACACCGCCUCUAAGCUUGUUACCUGAAUGCCACUAUGAAAAACUGGCUCAACUCGGUCAAAACGGAAGAGGAUUUCUCUGUAAAACAAUUGAUGAACUUGAUAGCGCCUUGAAGCAGGCUAUCGAGCAUACUAGCGGGCCAUCGCUUAUUAACGUAUUAAUAAGCCCUGUGGCACAAAGGAAACCACAAGAACACGAUUGGCUGACUCGCUCAAAGUUGUGAAGAAAAGAAAAAAUAUGAAGCGUUACAUUAUUACAAAAAUCUAUCAACUAUAUGGGAUACAAGAGCGAAAACUAAAUCGUAAAUGUGGGUAAAAUAAACUGUAGUUAUAUUGGAAA
Molecule: messenger RNA, 2074 nt
Organism: Daphnia carinata
Lineage: Eukaryota; Metazoa; Arthropoda; Branchiopoda; Diplostraca; Daphniidae
Gene: Hacl
Product: 2-hydroxyacyl-CoA lyase 1-like
Exons: 10
Coding region: 120-1958 (612 amino acids)
Biological process (GO): fatty acid alpha-oxidation
Cellular component (GO): peroxisome
Molecular function (GO): thiamine pyrophosphate binding; catalytic activity; magnesium ion binding
Source: RefSeq, a predicted model, not a curated record